GAGGAAUGAAUGUGCCUUGCUGCAGCCACUUCGUACGAUUCCUUACGGAAUAGCCAAAAGUAGCUUGCAGAUGGCUCUGUGUUGACAUGGUUACUAGAUAGUUGUGAUGUGUGCGGUAACCAGAUUUAUCUCGGAUACACAUGACUACCCGUACUUGCCGCUGCUGUUUCAGAUGUGAAAUGGGCAACCUUCUGCGCUUGCUGUCGAGGGACGAUGCCCCGAAGUACGACGUCUUCGUUGACUUCGAAAAUGCUGAGCCUUCAGAAUCCGAACAGGAGACGUACUACGUAGUGCAGGAUGUGCUGCAACACUCAAGGGACAUACUCUUGGAACUGCAGACGUACAAAGGCGCGGGCAGCGAGAUUAGAGAGGCUAUAGCCAACCCAAGGAGUGAAGCUCGUCAAAUGAAAGCCUGGGAGGCAGUGCUGCCCCUGGUCUCCAAGUUGAAGCAGUUCUACAUCUUUUCGCAAAGUCUUGAGGAAGUUGUGCCUCGCAUCCUGUGGGAGCUUUGCUCAGGUCCGCGGACCCCUCGCGAGCACCUGGAAACACAGCAAGCCCUUGUGAAGCAGUUUGCAGAGAUUUUGGACUUUGUACUCAAGUUCGACGACCUCAAGAUGACGAACCCCGCAAUUCAAAACGACUUCAGCUACUACCGCAGGACGGUUAGCAGGUUACGGCUGGCAAACCAGGAAAACAUAGAGGACGGUCUGGAGGUUCCCAACGAGCUCGCGAACCACAUGUCGCUGUUCUACGCUCACGCGACGCCCAUGCUGAAGGUGCUCAGCGAUGCAACGACGCGCUUUGUCGCUGAAAACAAGGACCUGCCCAUUGAGAACACCACUGAGACCCUGGGGACCAUGGCCAAGGUGUGCCAGCGGAUGGUCGACAACAGAGAAAUUUGUUCGAGAUUCAAGAACGAGGAGACCAUCCUGUUUGUGCUGCGGGUGAUGGUAGGCGUGAUCAUACUGUACGACCACGUUCACCCCCAGGGAGCUUUCACCAAGACAUCUCAUAUUGAUGUCAAACGGUCAAUAAGGGUCCUCAAGGAGCAGCCGCCAAAUGUUGUCGAGGGACUUCUGAAUGCACUAAGGUACACAACACGUCACCUGAACGACGAAACAACGCCGCGCAACAUCAAAGGUUUGCUGGCCUGACUUGGACUGCGCUGUGGUAGUCAUCUCUUGAGUGUUCAAUUUACACGUUUUCCGGUCGUCGUCGACGAUGUCGCUCUUCACUUCAGUGCUACAGCAAUGUGCCGUGCCGUACUAUGCACAAUGCUUGUUUGUUUUUCUUCAGUAGCACCUGUGAUUUUUGUUUUUGUGUCACAACGUGAAAAGUGGCGGAACUUCGUUGACGAAAGUGAGCUAGACCACUUAAAUUUUUGUUUGUUUGUUUGUCGGUCACAACUGUGUUGAACUGCAUUGGAGACGAUGUGACGUUGCAGGGAUAAACGGGUGAACCGCGCAAUGUGUUUGGGGCAGAGAAAGAUGCAGACAGGAUUGGCCACAGCGAGAUCUUUCCAACCUUGUAAAAACUGAAGCUCUCACAGAUUUUACUUGGACGACAAACUGAGUUCUCUUAUCCAUGGACAAUGUUUUUAACGCUUUCCUAUGCUGGUGCUCACUCGUCUAAUGUUCAGAGCUUUUCGUCAUCGACUUGUGCUCAGUUAGGUGUCUCCCUUCCUCGUAUGAAAUUUUAAGUUUCGCUUGACUUUCACAGCAUUUCAUGUAGUUUUAUGUAGGACGCCGCUUUCGGGUUCCACUUGUUUCACUAUGCGGCGAUAAAUUUUAGUGUUUAUAGGUGCCCUUUUACUUUCUUUUAGGGAGAGAACUACUCUCAUUGUGUCAUCUGUGCGAUGCCUUUAUUUCAUAGCCUUCUUGUGUGCUUUGUGUCCUUUAACUUCCAGCUUUCGGUAGCGGCCUUUUAGCUUUCCUUUAUUUCUGCAACUUGUGAUGCAGUGUUUUUAUGUUUCCACAGGUUCGACCUUGACGUGUGUGCUGUGGAAAAACUUUUAAUUUAGCUUCCUAUUUUACGUUGGAAGUUCACGUUGCGGCUACAUCCUGUACAUUAUUUCUCUGUUCCUGCCGCUUGAAGUGGUCAGCCCGUUUCUCUCAUUGUGAAUUAAGUGGCCUGUGACCAGAGGCGAUCGGUUGACAUUCACCUCGUGCAUCAACUGUGUUUGACAUUCAGCGUGUCACUUUCUACCCAUUAUGGCUGCAAAGCGGUGUAGGGGUUUGCGGUUUACCUAGAGGUUCUUGUAUCUAGACUUUUUAGAAGACUUUCUACAAUGCCUUCAAUGUGUGAGCGUAUGCGCAGGUAGCCUGUGAAACGUUGCGGCAUCUUAGCCAGUAGCACAAAUGCCAGUGGCUGCAAUUCUGCGUUUGUACUGUUGCAUGCUUUGUGACAAAGCAACAUAUGCACACAUGGCAGAUAGCCUAUCGCAUUGUCACUUGCGACGCACUUGAGGUUAAACUUUGAAAGAGGGUUAAAAAAAGGUCAGCCAUUCUUACGCCCCGAUUCGGGUUUUGUCUGGUGCGCAAAUAAUCAUUGGUAUUGUCAUAAAAUUUGGUGCAUAAACAGACAUUAGGAAGAGCAACUUCUUUUUUCCUACAUUUUUGUGCAUUUAUGCUCCAAAUUUUUCUACGUGAAUUCAUACAAAUUUUUUCAGUUUCAUUGCUAUUGCUGGUAGGGGAUUGAUUAGACUGUCUUCCAUGUGCUCAUGUGCUCCUCCUUAUAACUUGAUAAUAUACACUGUCAUUGAUGAAACUAAUGCUAUACUGGAGGCUCUUUCGCAGUUACGUGACAAAGUAACCUGACUGUGAGAUUUAUCUGAACUGCAACCAAUGUAGCUCCAGUUUGCGGGCGUGUCUUCUUAACCACAGUAUUGUUUGUCAGAUGAGCUCCUUGUGGCUCGGAAGGCCCAAUUGUGCCGUAAUUACAGAAAAGUGAAGUUAUUCUUCCUUCAUUAGCUACAGAGUGCUGCUGUGUGGAAGCCCACGAGUGUCUUGAAGAAUUGCAUGCUAUGGAAAUAGUCUUUAGGACACACUGAAAAGCUUUUUAUACUUGGGCCACAUGUAGUGUGCUUGAAAACCCUAUAUUGUUUAGAUGUGAAUUUUCAAUGGGGGAGCAAGCCAUUUUACAUGUACUAAUGUGGCUGGAAAUGUGAUCAGAUAUGUGUGUAUUUACUCAGAACAGAGACUGGAUUUCCAGAUUAUUAUUCUUCUUUCAUGGAAGAUGCGCCUGGGCUUUCGAACAAUGUGUGCGAGCUGCGACAUGCCAAUUACCCACAACUUUCACUUUACGAUAGCUGCGAGAUUAGUGACAUACUCGUAUGUUUUGCAAGUGUGUAUCAUCUGAAGAGGGAUUGCACUUGCCUUUAAACAUGGGAGAUUAACUAUCUUCACAGCAUUAGAUAUCAAUUUCAGCCAUCGAGCUGCAAGCACUGCUGCACAAAACUUUCACCAUUUUUUUUUAUUGCAGUGUACGAGAAACUCUAUCUCAACUCAUUUUCUGAUAGGAGGCUUAGAAUUAGCGCAUUCUCACAUGUCAGCUGAAAACGUAUCGACGAGGUACUGUUUUCAUGAAUUUUUACCACGUAGAACGAACUUCAGCGUGUGGAACAUUGCAGAAGGCACUGUUGUGACAUUGUUUCGCAAAUUUGAAUUCAGGGAAGUCUGGAUCUGACGCAAGAGUGAUAUAAUUAAGGAUAUUGAAUUUUGGAGGUUGGUGGUCAAACCCCAUAGAUGGCUCUCACGUAGCGGUGUAACAGGGUUAGUCAACGUAUAAAACAGGGUGCCUCUCUUUGAGCGGUGCAAAAUGAUGGGUGUAUUAACUGCACACGUAACACUUAGUUAAAAUUUCACAGUAGCUGCUGCCCCGUAACCUAAAAGUUUAUUGCUCAAAUGGUCCAUAUGCAGUUAAAGAUCUUCCACUCAUUUGUGCGUCGUUUUUGUGGAAAUUAUAUUUCAACUUGCAUAGAUGUCAUGUUCUUUCUCUUAACGAUGCGUAGAAUGUACAGAAUUGGAACUGCCUGCGAUAACGCUUGACCACAGGCAUGCGCACGGGGGUGGCCGCCUCCCCCUAGUCACCUAAGAGGGGGGUGCGCAAAUUCUGCCCCAUACUUUCACUUAGUAAGGAGGGGGGGUGGCACUGCAACGAACCCCCCCUGAUGGGGAACCCUGUGCACGUUUAUGCACUUGACGGUGGCGUUCAGACAAGCGUCUAAGCUUUGUGAAAUCUUGUAAAAGUAGUCAUUUACUAAGGUGUCUUAGAUCUAGCGCCUUAGUGUUAACACAAGGACGCUAUGCUGCUUAGCAUCCGAGCCCCUGAUUGCAUUCUAUUGUAAACUAGCUUGGGUCUUUCUUUGUACUCCAAACGGUUAGCGUGAGCUGUUUUCCUUUGCACAGAAGUCCUAAAUCUGAAACUCCAUAUAGGAGCAUGUCAUGCUUAUGCUUGACUAAUAGUUUUGCAUCGACACUGAAUAAGCCCCUUUCCCACUUGUAGAGAAACAGAACGUCUUCCGCAAAGCUCUCUGUAGAGGAAACGCAUUGCAAAGCAAAAUACUGCCAAACCACUCAUUCUGUCUAGGCAUUGUUUUUCCUGCCUGAACAUCACGCGUGGCCCACCCACUUUGUGGCAGCCAUUUUGAGACCAGGGUGUUGUCACUGCACGUACCGUAGGCAUGUAGCGAGAGGUGCUAUUUUUGGAAAGAUGUCGAGAAGGUGGCUGGGUUGUGAGAAAAGUUGGCUGUAUCGUUGCAAGGUCGGUGAUGCCUGAGGCUUUGACUGAUGCGAGUGUGCUGAAAGAAAGGCUCUGUCCACAGUAGACCAUUGACAACUCAACCCUCUGAGUGCAGUUUAGGCUAAGUGGAAGGCAGGUCUUCUUUACUGCCGAACAGCUGUCAAUUUAUUAAGUUAUUUUUUGCUUGCCACAUUGGCCAAGUGGCUAAGUAGCAUUCUAUUGCAAAGCUCAGGGUCAGGGGUUCGAUUCUCUGCGGUUGAAGCCACUUUCAGAUGUAGGUGGAAUCUAGAAACACUUGUCUGUUUACUUGCUUAUUAAAAGAAACCCAGGCAGUCAAAAUGCGUAAAGAUUGUGCACUGCCUUGACAAACCUUAAGCACCCAUCAUGACUUGAUAAAACUUCAUGCUCUGUGCGUGCAUUCACAAUGUAAAAAUGGCAAAAGAGUUAAUUCACAGUUUUUAUAAUUCACCUUAAGAAAACCACUGCUUAUUUGAGCGAAGCAUCAUUGUCAUUGCGAGAGGAUGGAAAACGACUUUGAUUCCAUCAUUUCAUGUUGCAGACGUUUCAGCACACUUGUAAUUUAAUGUGCAAAUGAAAUCUGUUUGUUUUGGCUGCAGCCUCAUCUGGCGGCUGUUUUGCAUAUUGUUGUAGCUGUUCAGGAAAAGGCGGGUUUUGAGAAGCAUUUGGUCAGAUUGCAGAGUGGUUCAUCAUUCGUACCAUUAUGUAGUGGAACAUCGUUGUAGUGUAACUAACUGUAAUUGAUCGUGUGUAUUAUGAUGACUGCUAUUCAUAAGCUAUGCAUAGUUUCUGAUGUCACAUUUUGAUUUGGCAAUGGUCUACUGCCUACUAAUCCUGUAUACAUUGUAAAACUCAUUACAGCUCUUUGUGCAUGCUCAGAUGAACAGUGCUAAUCUUACACAAAUGUGCGUGUUUGCUGCUUACAUGUGUGUGCUAUUGCUAACUGUGUUUUAUACUGUCAUUACCAUCUGAUGUGAACAGUAGUGGCUAUUUAGCACUGAAAAAAAAAAAAAAACUUACAGGCCUGAUUGAAUGCUCUCUGUGAGAGUAUACAUACUAUGACAUUAUUGCUAAUCUGUCGCUGUGGUUACUUGUUCAAUCGUUCGUGGCCUUUGGACUUUCCUUUUUUUUUUUUUAUUUGGCAGGGCUCUUGUGCUCUUUUCCUUUUUGUUGUCACCGUUUGAAGUCCCAGUUCUUUUUUUUUUCUUUAUAAGAUGCUAGUCAUUCUGUUUUCCCCAUUUUAUCCUUGUUUUUCUUUGCAACUUGCAACAGCGCAUCGGUAACCUCUGUCAACGGUGGUGUUGCACGUUUCGUAAUGUAUCGUACUGUCACAUGUUUUUUUACCAUGUUGCGCGAAAUCAGUGUUCAUGAGGGCUCGUUCUGAACUCUUCCGAGUAUUUGCACAUCGAAGAUGAUUUUAUGUGAUUUUGCCGGAAUCUUUGUUGGCUCAUUUAUGUAAUCUUUUUGAAAGGACUCUUACUCAACUGCAGUGGAGGCUCUGUUUUGUGCAUCACUAUGUAAUGUGAUAAAUCACGCGUGUACUUUUUUUUCCAUCGUGUAACGAAUGACAACUUGUAAUGCGCAUCACUUCUGUAAACGAAAUCAUUAAGCAUCUGUGCACUUUAGUUUCAUAUAGAGGACCCUGCACAAAGGCUUGCAAAGUCGCGUCAGUAUUUCUAGGUAUCAUACUUAUUCUCUGGAGAAAAGCACCAUUGAAAGAGCACAAAGUUUGUUCAGCUGAGUGACUGCUAGUUCUAUGGUCAAGGUCAUGAGAGUGCAGACUGGUUAGCUGGUUGGUACAGAAACAUGGAAAGCACUGCAGCGUUCAGGUUGAGGAUGGGGCAGGGGUCACAAAAAGUUAUACAUACCAUCUUGCAUCGCUUUUAAUUGACUCACUGUGGAAGCGUACAUGAUUAUAUCUCUCAUGGCCUCCUCUUUGUCUCGUUAAAUGUGAAGUAUCCUUGCACAAAGCUCGUUGCAUGAGACGCGUGUCAUUUGCACUUUGAAAAUAAACCUGGCAAGACGUGGUACUGCGCAUUUGAACAGGUCGACACCGAAGCAUCUCUGAUUUAGUUUGUCUAGUAAAUUUGUUUUGUGCUGUAGCGUUUGCCUUGGCCACCUUCUGCUUACCUUACUUGAUAAAAAUGAUCACACUCCAUUGGAUUUUGGGACCAUGUAAUAAAGUUCCAAUUAAACUUUGCUUAACAGGAUUAAGUUGAUGCCAAAUCUAGCUUGUUAUCAUGACAGUAUUUUCACAAUGAUUUCUAAGUGGAGCACGAUGGCAUCCUUAUCUCGUGCGCUACAGUGUUUUCCAAGAUCGCGAUACCAUUUGCACAUCUGUGACUUCGAGUGCAGGUCUUUUCAUGUAUAGAUAUUUCGCACAAAUGUACUCUACAGACAUGUAUGUAUGUCGACGGCAUUCGCCGUCUCCUGUAUCGUUGCUGAGUGGAUUAAGUGUCGAGCUGCGUAGGAAGCUGAGAGUACAUGGUAAUUUUGUGCAUGUGUGUGUACACUGUGUGCGUGUAAUUGUCGACGCAACUUUGUUGACUUGGUUUGAAGAGUCUUGGCACAAAUGUUCGCUCGAUGCUCAAUUUGUUACGUAUAGUCGGCGCUUGCACUGCAUUUUAUAGGUACGACAUGCCCCUCUUAGGGUUGAAAGCUACAAUUUUGUCAGCGUUUCAUUUUUGUGUGUGCGCGUGUCACAUUGCCGCUUUAAGGCUAAAGCACUCGUCUCAGUUCUAAGGUCGCACAGUUUUUUUGGAAGCGAAACAUGUAAUGUUUUAUUGCAUGCUCAUGCACGGUCAAGUAUUGCGAUUUUUUCUUCUUGAUAGAAAACCAAAAAUUGCACAUUCUACAAGAUCACAACAGAAUUUGAAGUAUGAUGCCAGUAUUUAUAUAUAUAUAUCUUUUUCUGUACACUCUUUAAGCAUCGAAAAGCUGAGUGUGCUUUUUAAGACAUGAGGCUAGAAACGGUUCUUUUUAUGAGUGUUGUGUUGACAGCCGUUACCAUGGUCAACAUUUUGUUCAUGUACAUAGCAUGUGCUACUUGGCAAAAGUGUUUUAUUUGCAGACCUCGUAAACACUUAGUUAGUCGGUUUUUUACAUGUUUGCUUUUGGCACAAUCACGUUGCUGGCCAUGUCACUGGAGCGAUAGUUUAGGUUUACCAUGCACGAACGUCUGCCAGAAUUUCGCACAAGCACUAAAAAUAACUUAAUUCUGGUAAGUCAUUUUAUUAUAUUUCCUAACUUAUGUCACAGGGCCCUGUUUAAGGAGUACUGCAUGUGACAAAUCCACUUUCACACUCUGGUAUUACGAAUGCUACAAGAUUGGCACUUGCAUUUCAUUUCUGUAAGCUGUAUUUGUAAGACAGAAGUGUUGAUGCUGUUGGGCUUCUGUUUUUAUUGUCGAUGUGUUGUGGCGGGUGGCAUUGCUAGGCGCAGGCAACAUUGAUUGUUGCACUUAGAUUUGUUCUGGAGUGCAUACUAACUGCUUUGCCGUUAACGAGUUUCUCUAGUUCGUACAUUUGGAGUUGAAGACGUAUUUUUCCUGUGUCGACUGUGGUGGCCAUGUGCUUGCAUUUAGGUGGUCUUUUUUGGACGUUGGAAAUGCCGCAUUGCUGCAUAUUCAGAGAGUGGCUGGACAGAGAUGCAAGUACUGCCCGCUGAUGUCGUAUCUUUCGUUGUUUUUAAUAAAGAGUAUUGUUGUUUAUAAAGA
Molecule: messenger RNA, 8473 nt
Organism: Rhipicephalus sanguineus (brown dog tick)
Lineage: Eukaryota; Metazoa; Arthropoda; Arachnida; Ixodida; Ixodidae
Product: CYFIP-related Rac1 interactor B
Exons: 10
Coding region: 141-1154 (337 amino acids)
Biological process (GO): regulation of actin filament polymerization
Molecular function (GO): small GTPase binding
Source: RefSeq, a predicted model, not a curated record